AUGGGUUAUCACCUUACUGAUGGCAUAUAUCCAAAGUGGGCAACAUUUGUGAAAACAAUCUCAGCUCCACAAGGACAUAAGCGAAAAUUAUUUUCAGCAGCCCAAGAGGCGUAUAAGAAGGAUGUUGAGCGUGCAUUUGGAGUGCUUCAAGCACGUUUCGCAAUUGUCCGUGGACCUGCACAAUUUUUCCAUCUUAAAAUACUCCAAACGAUCAUAAAAGCGUGCAUAAUUCUCCAUAACAUGACUGUUGAAGAUGAGCGGGAUGAUAAUGAAGUGGUAGACUUGGAUUAUGAACAAAUUGAUGGAGUGGAUAAUCCUUCUAUGCAAGUGUUACGUGAACAAAGUGAUGGAUUUAUGUCAUACAUUGAGAGGUAUAGGCGCAUUAGAGACUGA
Molecule: messenger RNA, 393 nt
Organism: Quercus lobata
Lineage: Eukaryota; Viridiplantae; Streptophyta; Magnoliopsida; Fagales; Fagaceae
Exons: 1
Coding region: 1-393 (130 amino acids)
Source: RefSeq, a predicted model, not a curated record